Messenger RNA from Alternaria postmessia, 2250 nucleotides. RefSeq lists its product as uncharacterized. Lineage: Eukaryota; Fungi; Ascomycota; Dothideomycetes; Pleosporales; Pleosporaceae. Gene Ontology annotation, biological process: regulation of DNA-templated transcription; DNA-templated transcription. Bases 1 to 2250 code for a protein of 749 amino acids. Gene Ontology annotation, molecular function: DNA-binding transcription factor activity, RNA polymerase II-specific; DNA binding; zinc ion binding. The transcript has 3 exons. The record is from RefSeq and is a predicted model, not a curated record.
AUGGCAACCACAAUGCCUUCCUCAGGCACACACAAAAGACCAACCUUCUCAUGCAUACGAUGUGCUGAACGAAAAGUCAAAUGCGACCGACAGAAACCAUGUAGUGCUUGCAUCAAGCAUAGCGUUGACUGCAUCUUCAAUCCAGUGCAACCGCCGAAGAAGAAGAAGAAGCGCGUCAAGGUUAAUGUACUGACUGACCGACUGCGACAGUAUGAAGCCCUUCUUCAAGAGCAAGGGAUCGACGUCGGAAGGCUUCCAGAUUGGACAAACAAUGGAUCACAGCCUAUGACACACACUGUGCCUGAUCAACAACAGCAGCAUGUCAGUCAACUGAGAACGCCUUCAUCUCUCGAGUCCGGACCGUCUCCAUACGCUAUCCAAACGCCGAAUGUUCAAGGACAGACAUCUUUCAAGUUUGUCGAAAACACUCUAUGGAAUAGAGUGGUCGAAGAGUCUCUUGAUCCGGAGAACGAUUUGGAAGACUCGAGUGAUAUUAGUGAAGAAGAAGCGAUAUCCGAUAACUCAGGAUUUGCUCUCCUCAGACAUACUCAUACCGGCGGUAGGCCUCGCCAUCCCUCGAUAGACCGCAUACAUCAACUUUGGGAGACAUUUGUCAGCAACGUCGAUCCACUGACGAAAGUGGUGCAUGUCCCUAGUCUGAGGCCAAUGAUUGAGAAAGCUGCGGAUAGCUCUGGGGUCAUACCACGGGCACUCGAAGCACUCAUGUUUGCUAUAUAUGGCUCCGCUGUCAUGUCGUUAAGCCGAAACGAAUGCGAGCAACGGUUCACUGAGCCCCGUGAGCGUCUGCUUUCUCAAUACAUCUCCGCGACAGAAACGGCAUUAUCGCGAGCAAAGGUGAUGGAGACUACCAGUAUAGGUGUUCUCCAGGCUUUAGUCAUACAUCUCAUUACAACCCGCGACAUCUACACACCACGCGCCAACUGGACCCUUACUGGUGCAGCUGUUCGCAUCGCUCAAGGCAUGGGUCUAGAGCGCGACGGAAAGUAUCUAGGACUAUCUCCCUUCGAAACCGAGAUUCGCCGGCGUAUAUGGUAUCAGUUGAAGACUCAUGAUUCUCGGGCUACGGAGUUGUGUGGCCUUUCGAAAUACCGAGAUCCUGAUGUCGGUCCCCACCGAGCUGAGUGGCCUCUCAAUGUCAACGAUGAUCAGUUGUAUCCCAGUAUGACUGAACUACCCCUACAAUCGGAUCGACUGACGGACGCUGUUUUCAUCGUGACAAGGUGUGAGAUGGGAAAGUUCGCUGCCGCACGUAUCGCAGCCCUUCGACAAGAAGGAAAAGACCUUAGCCAGAUGAACCUUGACCAUUCGGGAAAAGACAAAAAGGACCGCGAGAGUAAGAUUCAAGAGCUCCAAGAGGCUAUCGAAACGAAACAUCUUCGUUACUGUGAUCCCUCUCAGCCUUUGGACCUUGUCACGAUGCUAGUUGCUCGAUAUGGCCUGAACGUAGCCCGGUUCUUGAUGUAUCAUCCACGGAGCUGGGGUAGUAUCGAGCAAACACCGCUUGAGGAACGCCAGAAGAUAUGGGAAGUUUGUCUUAAACUUCUCGAACAACAAGUGAUGUUACAGACUAACCCCUUUACCCAACGGUUUGCAUGGAACACGCCCUGGUAUCGGCAAUGGCACGCUUUCAUUCACGUAUUGGACGUUCUCCGGGCCGAUCCUGAGGUUUUUGAUGUUGAACGGGCUUGGAGACUCAUCGGUGAAACCUACGACAACAAUCCAGAUAUGAUUGAGGACAUGAGAAAACCCGUUCAUGCUGCUGUGGGCCAUCUAUGCUUGAAGGCAUAUGGCGAUCGGGAGGCGCUACUUCGUUCAAGAGAUGUAGUCAUAUCGUCGGUACCCAGUUUUAUAGCACGUCUACGUCACCAACGCGAUUGUGCAAGACUGAGACGGCAGAAACGCGAUGCGAAUAGCAGUCAUGUUGCUACCUCUACUGAUACAGUCAAAAGUAAUACGCGUCAGCUUGGCGGCAGUAUCCCAGUUGAUGACUCUGAUCUCUUACUGGAUUCGACACCCAAUCCAAUCCAAACGCCAUCUGGUCAUCCUCAUACUGUCUUUGAUGGUACCAAUCCUUCCACGUUCUCCAACGACUUUGACGGUUCAGGUUUUGAUAUCAUGGAGAUGGAUGGGUUGGACACCUUCUUAGCUGCGGACUAUAUCGUCGACGAUAUGGCAUUGGACCCCAUCGACUGGAGUAAAUUAGAUGACUGGCUUGCUCAUGUCACUUGA